AAGAAGAUUCAGAAUACAAAGAAUCCAUGUUGGUUGUGUUUGGUGUGUGUUUGUUUUGUUUCAUGAAUUGAUUGUUUGUUUUUGGGUGAAAAGAAAAAUUAGUAGUGAUUUCAUAAGCAAAAGUAUUCGUUUCUUUCGACAACAACAAAAAAACUAAACAGAAAGAAUGGUGAAAAGAACAGAUAAUUGGAACCAUAUAAAUAUGGUUGGCAUAAUGAUUGUGAUUGAAAUAAUAUUUUAUUGUUCAACAUUUAUACAAGCAGCUUUAUAUCCAGCCGCAUCAAACAUUAUAGAAUCGGGCGAUACGUUUUCCUAUUUAUCAGGUGCUAAUCCUUAUGAAUUACAUAAUGUGGAUCCAUCAUCAACAUAUCAUGAAUCAUUCUUUGCUGUUGCACCCGGUGUACUGCCCGAAUUGGAUAAUGGUUAUGAUGGAUUUGAUUAUCGUAAUGAAUAUUCGCCAAAAUUAUCGACAAUUUUUAAAAAAUAUUUAAAGCGUCCAUCAAUCAUCCCGCAUGAAGAUAAUUGCCAUUUGCAUGAUGAUCAAUAUGGCCAUUAUGGUCAUCAAUAUGAUAUUGAUAUUGGCGAACAUGAAAUGAGUUAUGCUUUUCAAAAAGCCGGCUUAAAAAUCGAAGAAUAUGAACGUGCUAAUCAAGAAUAUUUGGCAAGUGAUCCACGUGGUUUAAAUUUUAGUGCCUAUGUUUAUGUUGCAUCAUUACAUUCCAAAUAUAAUGAAUUUGUCACCAAAGUUUUAAAAAAUAAGAAAUGUUUAUCGCGUAAGAUGAUAGCCACUCAAUUGCCCAAAGUUAAAAUACCACCGAAUCCAUGGAAAAAGCAAAAAUAUUGUGAAAUGCAAUCACCAGUUUCGCUGACAACCUAUUGUCAUCCGGAUGAACCAUACAGACGCAUCGAUGGCAAAUGUAAUAAUCUGAUGAAUACUAAUCUUGGUUCAUCGUUUCAUUGUUAUCGACGAUUAUUACCGCCGGAUUAUGCUGACGGUAUUCAUCGAAUUCGUUUGGGUGUCGACAAUCGUCCAUUACCAUCACCUCGUUUGAUUACGCAGUUAUUGAUGCCCGAUUUAGAUCUGAACGAUCCAUCACUAUCGGCAUUACAUUUAUCAUGGGGACAAGUUGUGGCUCACGAUACUUAUCGUACUAUACAGAAUUUAGGAUUGGCCAUCGAUUGUUGUCGAUUAGUAAAUCCGGCUACAAAAGCACAGGCUGCCAGUUCAUAUAAACCAAGUCAUGUAUUUUUGGAUCCAGCUGGCAAUAAAGUGCCCAUACCACAUCCGGAAUGUUUACCAAUCACUAAUUUCAUUCCCAACAAAGCGACUGAAAUGUUUAAUCAAAUUUGCUUGAAUACUGUUCGAUCGAUUGCUUGUAAUACUUGUAGUCUGGGACCUAGAAAUCAAAUGAAUGCUGCCACUCAAUUAUUAGAUCUUUCUCAUGUUUAUGGCGGUAAUCUCAUCAACAAUUCGGAAUCAUUACGAACCUAUAUUGGCGGACAAUUGUUGACAGAUUUUGCCAAGAAUGGUGAAAUCAGAAUGGUGCCAAUGAGCGGUAAACAUGACACAGAUACAUUGGAUCUGACACCAUGUAAUCCACCAUUGAAUAAACCCAACAUUGGUUGCUUCCGUACUGGUGAUGGUAUGCGAGGUAAUCAAAAUCCAUUUAUUGCAUCGUUACAGACUUUGAUCAUUAAACGCCAUAAUCAUCAUGCUGCUGGACUUCAUUUGGUCAAUAGCCAUUGGUAUGAUGAACAACUAUUCCAAGAGGCCAGACGUUUGACGAUUGCCGAAAUAGUUAAAAUCCAUUUUGAUGAAUACAUUCCGCUAGUGUUGGGCAAACGAUUAAUGAAAUAUUUUCAUUUGAAUGUUCGAAGCCAUGGUUAUACUAAAUACAAUCCUCAUAUUGAUCCAUCUAGUAUUCAGGAAUCCGGUACUAGUGCUAUGCGUUUUGGACAUAGUCAAACACGAUCACUUUAUAAAGUAAUCUACGAUAAUCAUGUUCACAAAACAACCAUUAUGCUCAAGGAUCGUUUUUUCAACAUGGUUGAAGUUUGGAAAGGACAAAUUACACCGAUUGUUCGUGGCUUAUUAGCCGAAUCGGCCAAAAACAUUGAUCCUUACGGCGUUAUUGAUAUUAAGGAUUUUCUAUUUUUCAAUCCAAGACGACCAUCUAUUGUCGAUUUGUUUUCGAUUAAUGUGAAUCGUGGUCGUGAUCAUGGCAUACCAGCCUAUGUUUAUCUAUUGCAAUAUUGCACUGGUUAUGAAGUUCAUUCGUGGAAAGAUUUGGAAAAGUUUAUGCCUGCCAAAAAAGUAAAAUCAUUAAGAAAGGUUUAUAGACAUUAUCGUGAUAUUGAUCCAUUUGUUGGCGGAUCGAUGGAGUAUCAUCUGAAAGGAUCACGUGUCGGUCCGACAUUUGGUUGUUUAAUAGGCAUUCAAUUUUAUCAUUGGAAAUAUGGUGAUCGUUUCUAUUUUGAACAUGGUGGUGAAGUAGGAUCGUUCACACCUGCUCAAUUACAGGAAAUUCGUAAAAAAGCUACAUUGGCCAACUUGAUUUGUAAAACAACUCAUAUGGAUACUAUUCAAGUAAGCCCAUUCGAAGAAAUAUCCACACAUAAUCCGAAAAUACCGUGUGCAUCACAACCCGAUUUUAAUUACGAAUUAUGGCGUGAUGGUUAUCUGCAUAAAUGAAAACAUCUAUAACCAAUUCAUUUACCAAUGAUUAGCACACAUCAAUCGAAUCGAAACCCAAUCGGAUAAAUUUAUCCAUCCAUAUUGACCUCUCUCUCUCUCUUAUUAUUGAAUGCACUGAUACUCUUAAUCUUUGUACAGCCAUAUUAAACUACAUAACAUAAAAUAAUAAUCAUAAUGAUGCACAGAGACUUGUAAACAAUUUCUGUUUCUG
Molecule: messenger RNA, 2906 nt
Organism: Dermatophagoides pteronyssinus (European house dust mite)
Lineage: Eukaryota; Metazoa; Arthropoda; Arachnida; Sarcoptiformes; Pyroglyphidae
Product: peroxidase-like
Biological process (GO): response to oxidative stress
Molecular function (GO): heme binding; peroxidase activity
Source: RefSeq, a predicted model, not a curated record